This is a messenger RNA of Rhizoctonia solani, 2349 nucleotides long. RefSeq names its product AAA family ATPase. The transcript is spliced from 11 exons. Gene Ontology annotation, biological process: autophagosome maturation; mitotic spindle disassembly; retrograde protein transport, ER to cytosol. NCBI's taxonomy places the organism in Eukaryota, Fungi, Basidiomycota, Agaricomycetes, Cantharellales, Ceratobasidiaceae. The record is from RefSeq and is a predicted model, not a curated record. Bases 1 to 2349 code for a protein of 782 amino acids. Gene Ontology annotation, molecular function: polyubiquitin modification-dependent protein binding; ATP binding; ATP hydrolysis activity. Gene Ontology annotation, cellular component: nucleus; cytosol; VCP-NPL4-UFD1 AAA ATPase complex.
AUGUCUCUUGAUCCUUCAGGCGCACCACCCCAACCAGGUGAGAACGAUGUCGCUACCGCCAUCCUUCGCCCCAAGAAAUCCCCAAACCGCCUCAUUGUUGACGAAGCAACCUCCGACGACAACUCGAUCGCAACCCUUAACCCCCAGACAAUGGAGGCACUCCAAUUAUUCCGAGGUGACACAAUUAUUGUUCGUGGCAAGAAACGCAAGGACACUGUCUUGAUUUGCUUGAGCUCCGACGACGUAGACGAAGGAAAAAUUCAAAUGAAUAAAGUGGCUCGCCACAAUCUGCGCGUCAAACUUGGCGAUUUGUGCACUGUUCAGCCAUGUCAUGAUAUCAAAUAUGGUAAACGCGUGCAUAUACUGCCGUUUGAUGAUUCCGUCGAAGGGCUUGCUGGAAACCUUUUCGAAGUCUAUCUCAAGCCUUAUUUCCUGGAAGCAUAUCGACCAGUUCGAAAAGGAGACACUUUUCUCGUCCGCGGAGGGAUGCGUACUGUGGAAUUCAAGGUCAUUGAAACUGAUCCUGCCGAGUUUUGUAUUGUUGCGCAAGACACCGUCAUUCACGUUGAGGGCGAGCCUGUCAAACGCGAGGACGAAGAGAGCAAUCUUGCCGACGUAGGGUACGAUGAUAUUGGUGGCUGCCGGAAACAAAUGGCCCAAAUUCGCGAACUUGUGGAGCUGCCGCUUAGGCACCCGCAACUCUUCAAGUCGAUCGGUAUCAAACCCCCACGCGGUAUUCUCAUGUUUGGACCACCCGGAACCGGUAAGACCCUUAUGGCAAGGGCGGUGGCCAACGAGACCGGUGCCUUCUUUUUCCUGAUAAACGGCCCGGAAAUCAUGAGCAAGAUGGCUGGUGAAUCCGAAAGUAAUUUACGCAAAGCCUUCGAAGAGGCCGAAAAGAACUCUCCCGCGAUUAUUUUCAUCGACGAGAUUGAUAGCAUUGCUCCUAAACGUGAAAAGGCACGACCGUUCGCACGACCUCUGGAGCGUCGAGUUGUCUCUCAAUUGUUGACACUGAUGGAUGGAAUGAAAGCCCGAUCAAACAUUGUGGUGAUGGCGGCCACUAACCGUCCGAAUUCUAUUGAUCCGGCCCUUCGUCGCUUUGGCCGAUUCGAUCGUGAGGUUGACAUUGGCAUUCCUGAUCCUACUGGCCGCUUGGAGAUCCUGCGCAUUCACACCAAGAAUAUGAAGCUUGCAGAUGAUGUUGACUUAGAGCGAAUCGCUGCUGACACACACGGUUAUGUCGGAUCCGAUAUUGCUUCAUUGUGUUCGGAAGCCGCAAUGCAACAAAUCCGCGAGAAAAUGGAUCUUAUUGACCUUGAUGCAGAUACUAUUGACGCUGAAGUGCUUGAUGCCCUUGGUGUGACAAUGGAUAACUUUAGAUUUGCGCUGGGCGUCUCCAACCCAUCUGCGUUGCGAGAGACGGUUGUGGAGGUCCCCACUGUCAAAUGGUCGGAUAUCGGUGGUCUCGAAAAGGUCAAGCAGGAGCUACAGGAGACCGUACAAUACCCUGUGGAACAUCCAGAGAAAUUCCUUAAAUAUGGGAUGUCUCCCUCUAAGGUGUACUCUUCUACGGUCCCCCGGGUACUGGCCAAUUUCAUUAGUAUCAAGGGACCGGAGUUGCUCACCAUGUGGUUUGGAGAAUCGGAAGCCAAUGUUCGUGAUGUAUUUGACAAAGCCCGAGCUGCCGCACCGUGUGUUAUGUUCUUUGAUGAGCUGGACUCGAUUGCAAAGGCGCGUGGGAGCAGCGGAGGCGACGCGGGAGGUGCUGGCGACCGUGUACUGAAUCAGAUCCUGACCGAAAUGGACGGAAUGAAUGCCAAGAAGAACGUGUCGUCUGGACCAGCUUAUUUACAUUCCCUUCCUGAUGAACCUUCUCGCAUAUCGAUCCUCAAGGCAGCGCUUCGUAAAUCACCUGUUUCUCCGAAAGUUGAUCUCAAUUUCUUGGCCAAGAGCACUCAUGGAUUCUCUGGAGCGGAUUUGACGGAGAUUUGUCAACGUGCAGCAAAACUGGCCAUCCGAGAAAGUAUCGAUGCCGAUAUCCGUCGUAUUCGCGAGCGUCGCGAGAAAGAGGACGGAGGAGACGCUGAAAUGGAAGACGAGGAGGAUCCCGUACCGGAAAUCACAAUUGAGCAUUUUGAAGAAGCUAUGAAAUUCGCUCGUCGCUCAGUCUCAGACCAGGACAUCCGUCGGUAUGAGAUGUUUGCACAGAACUUGCAGCAGUCUCGUUCAUUUGGAUCCUCCUUCAAGUUCCCAGAGGGUGGUCCCGGUGCUGCUGGUACUCAGCCUGCAUCUGGCGGCGCCGCAUUUGCCACAGACGAUGCUGGAGAUGACGAUCUCUACGCAUAA